This is a messenger RNA of Mobula hypostoma (lesser devil ray), 599 nucleotides long. It is a transcript of the gene rpl21, whose product is annotated as ribosomal protein L21. Gene Ontology annotation, cellular component: cytosolic large ribosomal subunit; ribosome. The record is from RefSeq and is a predicted model, not a curated record. The transcript has 6 exons. Gene Ontology annotation, molecular function: structural constituent of ribosome. Gene Ontology annotation, biological process: translation. Lineage: Eukaryota; Metazoa; Chordata; Chondrichthyes; Myliobatiformes; Myliobatidae. Bases 84 to 566 code for a protein of 160 amino acids.
AGCCAUCGGUUGCCAUGUAAGGAGUAUGAGGCCCCCAUCUGCCCUUUCCGCGGAGCGGCGCCAUCUCGCAGUGAACCUUCAAGAUGACUAACACCAAGGGUAAAAGGCGCGGAACGCGAUACAUGUUCGCAAGGCCUUUCCGCAAGCAUGGACCUGUCCCCCUGUCUACCUAUUUCAGUAUAUACAAGAAGGGAGAUAUUGUUGACAUCAAGGGCACAGGUACUGUUCAGAAGGGCAUGCCUCACAAAUGUUAUCACGGGAAGACUGGAAGAGUUUAUAAUGUUACACAACAUGCUGUGGGCAUUAUUAUCAACAAGCAAGUCAAGGGCAAGAUCCUUGCCAAAAGAAUUAAUGUGCGUGUGGAGCACAUUAAACAUUCAAAAAGCAGAGACAGUUUUCUGCUUCGUGUGAAAGCAAAUGAACAGGCAAAGAAAGAGGCAAAGGAAAAGGGGACUUGGGUUGAUCUGAAGCGGAAGCCUGCUGAGCCCAGGAAGGCACACUUUGUGCGAACGAAGGCCAACAUGCCACAGCUGCUGGAGCCUAUUCCAUAUGAGUUCAUGGCAUAAUUGUUAUAAACUUGAAUAAAUGUCUAUCUCUCA